Messenger RNA from Amborella trichopoda, 1129 nucleotides. Its product is annotated as alpha/beta-Hydrolases superfamily protein. The record is from RefSeq and is a predicted model, not a curated record. Lineage: Eukaryota; Viridiplantae; Streptophyta; Magnoliopsida; Amborellales; Amborellaceae. Gene Ontology annotation, molecular function: hydrolase activity.
GAUUUAUCAAAGAAGAGCGUAAAUGAGAUUGUAUCCAAUGAGACCAUUUAAUGUGACCACCUUGUAAACCAAAGUCCAUACUUUCCCAAUCCUUGAACCUGUUUACUUUCUUCGAGAAUCUUGUCUCACAGGUGGGACAAUCACAUGGGAAUCCUUCAGAGCCCCUCAAAAUAUAGGAUUCUUUCUGGAGAGAGAAAUUGAGUGACAGAAAGGUUUAGAGAGAGAGAGAGAAAGGUUUAGAGAGAGCGAGAGUUGAAAGAGAGAGGAUGGCUGGCCCUCAAUGCUGUGAGAAUCCACCAACACUCAGGUCGAGCAGUGGUGAAGGCCAUGUUGAAGAACUUGGAGGCCUCAAGGCCUACGUUACUGGCUCUUCUGACUCUAAGCGUGCCAUCGUUCUCGUUUCUGAUAUUUUUGGAUUUGAGGCACCCAAUUUGAGGAGGCUAGCGGACAAAGUUGCAUCUGCUGGGUACUAUGUUGUUGUAACUGAUUACUUUUAUGGUGAUCCAUUUGCACCUGAUCAACCUUUUGAUGCUUUUCCAAACUGGUUACAAUCUCACAAGCCGGAAAAAGCAUUUGAGGUCUCGAAGCCAAUCAUUGAAGCUCUGAAGAGUAAAGGCAUAUCAGCAAUUGGAGCUGGAGGAUUUUGUUGGGGCGCCAAGGUUGUGGUAGAGCUGGCAAAGUCUGGUUCCAUCCAAGCUGCAGUGCUUCUACAUCCAUCCUUGGUAAAACCCGAGGACAUCUCAGAGGUUAAAUGCCCAAUUGCCAUACUCGGAGCAGAGAUUGACAAGGCCUCUCCUCCUGAACUCGUGAAACAAUUUGAAGAGAUUUUAUCAACGAGAAACAAGGUUGAUAACUUUGUGAAGAUUUUCCCUGGAGUUGCGCAUGGGUGGACGGUAAGGUACAGUCUUGAUGAUGAGACAGUAGUGAAGAAUGCUGAGGAGGCCCAUACUGACAUGUUGAACUGGUUCAACAAAUAUGUAGUUUGAAGGGCUUAAACACCCAAACAAAUUUCCAUAUGGUUUUAGAUUGUGCUUAUAGAGAUCUAUUAUCUUUCCAAGUACCAAGCAGCGUUGCCAUGAGUCAUCAGAGUUUGGGGAUGAGAGAAUAGAGAUAUCUGAACUUCCAUGAA